AUGGCAACAAGGAGCAGGGAAUAUACGGGAGCUGAAGGGCUCGGAGUGCGUGUGGGUGUAGAAGGCGACUCUGACGACGAGUCUAUGGGUCGUGACGAGGAUGUGCCGCGCGGUAGUCGUGUGACAGUGUUUGGUGAGGGCCGGGUUCCUGAGACGCCUUCGCCGCCUAGGAAUUCAUCUCAUGCGAGGAGGUCAUCUACGUCGCUGGGGUUUCUUGGGACACCAACACAUCCAGGGCGGUAUUUUGAUGUGCCGAACUCCCCAUCCAGUAAUAAAGGGCGUAAAACCAGUAUAAGCCAUGAGAGUGGCAGUGGGAGGACAAGGCUACUCCCUCCAACCACGCCUAAAUCCAGGCAAACGGAGGUGUUCAUGUCUCCAUCUCCGAAGCUGAGGUCGCCACAAGUAUCAAAGGAGAUAGAAAAAAAGCCGAUAAAGGAAAUAUCUAACGAGUUAAAGACCAGGUUGAACUAUGCGUUGAUGAAGUUGCAGAAUGGUUGGGUUGACAAAUCACUCCCCGAAUUGGAACAUACACUUGCCACAGAUAGAGGGGAUGGUAUUAAUGAGAUAGGCCAGGGUCAAAACUCUGGUGAGGUGUUUAGUAAAUUGGAUAAUAACGAUGCAGGUAAGGAUUUCUUACAACAAAGAAGGAAAUCAGGCUAUGUUAAUCAGUUUGCAGGGGAUGACUCAAGUUCUGCCACAUUUAAGUUUGAAGGUUUGAAAGGAAACACACAAAGCAAUGAUAAAGGCGGUGAUGAGCGGGCUGGUACCAAAACUGCAAUCAAAACUGAAAGCAAUGAGAUGUACUCAGAGGUUCAAUCUGAUAGUGACGAAAAUAGUAAUGAUGAAGGGAACUCUGCACAUUCUGCAUUCUUGAAAGCACUUUCAAGUCCGAAGAAAAAACAGAAGUCUUCAUCUUCAACUUCUUAUCCUGUUUCACCUUUAAGAUGGACAUCUACCAGCAGGCCCAAGCCACUAACGUUAGAUACCAAUCUAGAGAAUACCAAGAAGAACACCAAAGGACCACCAUUAGAGGUAGAGGCAAUAGAGACAUUAAUGUCGUUAGCUUCACCUAAGAAAUCAUCGGGUUCUCUGGAUGAAGCAUUAGCCAGCAAUGACAGUGCUUCAGGAAGACCCGGCUCUGUUACAGGUAAAGGUGCUACACCGAUAUUUCUAAGAAAUGAUGUUCUGAGACAGAAAAAUGCAUCAAACGAAGGACAACUGAGACUUGGUAACAAUGAGAUACUAGCUGAAAAGAAGUCUGACGUUGAGACAGAAGUGGAUGAAUCCGACUAA
Molecule: messenger RNA, 1293 nt
Organism: Nakaseomyces glabratus
Lineage: Eukaryota; Fungi; Ascomycota; Saccharomycetes; Saccharomycetales; Saccharomycetaceae
Gene: WHI5
Product: transcriptional repressor WHI5
Biological process (GO): G1/S transition of mitotic cell cycle
Cellular component (GO): cytoplasm; SBF transcription complex
Molecular function (GO): DNA-binding transcription repressor activity, RNA polymerase II-specific; transcription coregulator activity
Source: RefSeq, a predicted model, not a curated record